Messenger RNA from Fonsecaea multimorphosa CBS 102226, 753 nucleotides. RefSeq lists its product as uncharacterized. The record is from RefSeq and is a predicted model, not a curated record. The coding region runs from base 1 to 753 and encodes 250 amino acids. NCBI's taxonomy places the organism in Eukaryota, Fungi, Ascomycota, Eurotiomycetes, Chaetothyriales, Herpotrichiellaceae. The transcript has 3 exons.
AUGGUUGACCCAGGCGCCGAAGAGGCACCCAUUCAUCCGGUCUCACGGUUUUCGACUUCGACCUCCUUCGGAAUGUCCAACGCUUCCCAAAUCCACCCGCCCGUCGUGCCAAUGCCGCGCUGGUCAAACGCAAUUGGCUGCGCGAGGGCCGUGACCGCGAUUUUGGUCCUGGCCUUUACUGCCGCAAGCACUGGUAUUUGGGGCGGGUUCCCUGUUUUUGGUAUUGCCUUGUUCACGGCAUCAGCAACGUUGAUCGUCUUUGCGUACUAUUUCGUUGCCCUUUCUCGCCAGCCAGCGCUCUACAACCGCUGGGCCAUACUCACCCUCGAGAUCUGUGGCACGAUCCUGUGGUUGGUCAGCUUUACACUGUUGGCGAGGUGGACAAGCUUCCACCAUCGUUUCUGGUUCGGCAGCGGACAGAGUUAUGGGUUCUGGCACGCUCCCUUCAAGCCUUCAGACAUGGGACUUAGUGCAAGGACCAUUGUCAAGAGAGAAUCCAGCAGCAGACGCGCAGGCGUGGCCCUCGCAGGCACUGCUGCUGGGCUGGGCGGUCUUGAAUUCAUUCUCUUUUGCGUUACCCUGGUUGUUUUCGGGAUGGCUCUCCACCGACAGAGAGUGGCGGAGGCCGGUCAAGCUGGAAACACAACUGCGCCGGCUACAGCCCCAGUUACUGCAAUGACACCUGCAACAGAGGAGGAAAAGGUGGGAGACUCAGAGGAGACACUCGACAAGCCAGAGCCGGUUGUUGUUUGA